AUGAAGCUCGGCACCGGUGCUGGCUCUAACCGUGCGACUCUUCUGUCCCCGCCAGGCUUGGACCACGAGCUGGCCUUCUCUCGGCUCAUCGUGGAGCUGCGGCGGCUGCACCCAGGCCACGUGCUGCCGGACGAGGAACUGCAGUGGGUGUUCGUGAACGCGGGCGGCUGGAUGGGCGCCAUGUGCCUUCUGCACGCCUCGCUGUCCGAGUACGUGCUGCUGUUCGGCACCGCCCUCGGCUCCAGCGGCCACUCCGGACGCUAUUGGGCUGAGAUCUCGGACACCAUCAUCUCUGGCACCUUCCACCAGUGGAGAGAGGGCACUACCAAAAGCGAGGUCUUCUACCCAGGGGAGACAGUGGUGCACGGGCCUGGUGAGGCAACGGCUGUGGAGUGGGGGCCAAACACAUGGAUGGUGGAGUAUGGCCGGGGCGUCAUCCCAUCUACCUUGACCUUCGCGCUGGCUGACACAAUCUUCAGCACCCAGGACUUCCUCACCCUCUUCUACACUCUUCGCGCCUAUGCCCGGGGUCUCCGACUUGAGCUCACUACCUACCUCUUCGGCCAGGACCCCUGAGUAGCCGGGCCUGAAGGAGGACCUGUGGGUGGACAGGAGCGGGCAGGCCCGCACACAUCCACUUGCUGGAGCCCAUGUGAAAAGAUGGACGUACAACAUAUGUGGAUACUGAGUUCCUGGUAUACAAGUAGGGACAUACAUGCUUAUACCACCAAACACAGAGACUUAUGGGAACAUAUGGGACACACAUUUAGAUCAUGAAUCCCCAUGUAUACCAGGGGGUCCAGUCAUGUUCAAACAUAACACAAGCUUGACUCAUUAACUCAGGCCUUUCUAGAGCUUCCCUACCCCCAGUCAGAGCUCUGGAGUUAGGGCUGGUGGGGUAUUAUACUCUGCCUGAAUUUUACCCCUCAACCCAGCAGCAGUUGGGGAAAGGAUGUGGAAGAAGAGGAGUUGCCUUUGGAGGUCCCCUUCACCUGCAGCUAGGAUGUGCUUUCCCUUGAUUGCCCUGUCCUCACCAUAUGCCUUACCCCUGCUCUGUUCCCCUGCUAUGCAAGUCCCCUCGUGGCCUGUUCCCCACCCUCUAAGCACCCAAGUCAGUUGGGGAGCCAGAAGAAGGGAGAAUGCUGAGGUUAGGGUCUCUUCCAUCCUGAAAGACCACCAUUCUUCCCUCAGGAGUAUGGUGGGGAGGCUGACUUCAGCCUAGGGCCCACCCUGAUGGGAAGACCUGAAGAUGUGGGCCUAGAUCCAAUGGAUCAUCCCUGUCCUAGAGAGAAGGCCUUUUCUGUGCGUACACACACACACACACCCAUCACACACCCAUUACAGCUUUCAGACACUGCCUGCAUUUUCUGUCCUUCUGACUCUGUUAAUAAAAACCUGUUGAACAGUUC
Myotis brandtii (Brandt's bat) is the source of this 1409-nucleotide messenger RNA. RefSeq names its product sigma non-opioid intracellular receptor 1 (gene SIGMAR1). The transcript is spliced from 4 exons. The record is from RefSeq and is a predicted model, not a curated record. Gene Ontology annotation, cellular component: endoplasmic reticulum. The coding region runs from base 1 to 576 and encodes 191 amino acids. Lineage: Eukaryota; Metazoa; Chordata; Mammalia; Chiroptera; Vespertilionidae.